UGUCAUUGUCAUUAUCCAAAAAUUUUGUCACAUUUGUCAUCCUGAAAACAAUCGAUUCAAUAAGCUAAAUAUAGUUUUUAAGUAUUUUUCACAUCUUUUUGGAUACAAUGGCAUUAACUCGGCUCACUCGACUUGUUACCCAAUCUAAGAAUAUCUCCAGACAUGAACAACUCGUGCAACGAAGAUCAGCAACAACAACUCCAACUGGGGCUAUUCUUCCAGAACCUGAGAAAACACCAUUCGGUCUUCUCAGCAUAGUGUGUGCUGUAGUCCCUGGCCUCCUAAUCGGAGCCGCGAUUAGUAAGAAUAUUGCCAACUUUUUGGAGGAGAAUGAAUUGUUUGUCCCUUCGGACGAUGAUGAUGACGACGAUUAAAGUAUUACUUAAAAUUAAUGCAAAUGAUCGAAAUGAAUACUUAUAUAUAGUUAAAAAUAUUUUUAAAUAAGUGCUUAUAUUUUGUUUGUUAUAGAUUUGAGGUAAAGACAGUAAAACUCAAUGAUGUUGGAUAGUUUUUUUUAUUUAAAAGUUAUGAAAGCUACAUUGAUGCAUAAUUUUGUGCUCAUGUCAUUGAAUUCUCAAUAACUUAUGCUAAGAUAUUUAUAAUGUGUUAACAAUUCCUGUUGUAAAACAUCUUAAUUUAUAUAUUUACAAUAUUUAAUUUGUAAGUACAGACAAUUACAAACAUUUACAGCAUCCUAUGUACAGUUGACUGAAGUGAUAAAUGGCGCAGUUUAUAAAUGCACAGUACAAUGCAAAACAGAGUAACUCCUAAGCAGUUUCUGCUCACCUAGUCAAUGUUACUCUUGAUAGCAAUAAGGUAUGACAGUAAUCUCAUCUCACUUGUUUAUUUUUCUAAGUUGAAAAUGGCAAAUAAAGUUAUUGAUUGCAAUAAUCAGUCUUUUAUUUAAAGAUCAACAUCUUUUGAAAAGCCUAGAUUAAUGUGAAUAUCAAGCUCUACCGAA
Papilio machaon (common yellow swallowtail) is the source of this 961-nucleotide messenger RNA. RefSeq names its product essential MCU regulator, mitochondrial (gene EMRE). Gene Ontology annotation, cellular component: mitochondrial inner membrane; uniplex complex. Gene Ontology annotation, biological process: calcium import into the mitochondrion; mitochondrial calcium ion homeostasis. The record is from RefSeq and is a predicted model, not a curated record. Lineage: Eukaryota; Metazoa; Arthropoda; Insecta; Lepidoptera; Papilionidae. Bases 108 to 374 code for a protein of 88 amino acids. The transcript has a single exon.